Molecule: messenger RNA, 7856 nt
Organism: Trichosurus vulpecula (common brushtail)
Lineage: Eukaryota; Metazoa; Chordata; Mammalia; Diprotodontia; Phalangeridae
Gene: BRWD1
Product: bromodomain and WD repeat domain containing 1
Exons: 41
Coding region: 407-7234 (2275 amino acids)
Biological process (GO): cytoskeleton organization; regulation of cell shape; regulation of transcription by RNA polymerase II
Cellular component (GO): nucleus
Molecular function (GO): protein binding
Source: RefSeq, a predicted model, not a curated record
CCAACAAUCAUCUAGCCUUCUCCACGCCAUCGCGUUCCCCAGGGCAAGCUGCUAAAGAGACAACCUUUUCUCAAGUCCCUAAAAAUGUGCUUUUAGUACUAAAACGGAAGUCGAAGUAGGGAGCCUGGUCACGGGUUUGUUUGGUUUUUUUUCUCCUCUCAAAACCUUCAAAGUUAGAACUAUUUUUUUCUCUCUCAUUCCGCGUCGGCUGCGGCGUCGGCGUCGGCAGCUGCGUCGCUGCGUCAUGGGCAACGUCACGACGCUGUGAGGUCGCUACGCUGUAUGGCUGCAGGAAAGAGUCGGAGUUGGGAAGAGGGGGAGGGCCGUACCCAGAAGUGAAUAUCUCAGUUAGGCCCCGGCGCGGCCUACGCCAGUCCAUUACCUUUCUCAGCCGCCGCGCUCGGUCAUGGCCGAACACUCGGCCUCCAGACAUCCCGUGCCGCCCAUUGAGUCGGAGCUCUAUUUCCUCAUCGCUCGGUACCUGUCCGCCGGUCCUUGCCGGAGAGCCGCCCAGGUGCUGGUGCAGGAACUGGAACAGUACCAGCUGUUGCCGAAGAGAUUGGAUUGGGAAGGCAAUGAACAUGACUGGAAAUAUGAGGACCUGGUCUUGUCAAAUAAGCAUGUGGCACCUGAUCAUCUGUUGCAAAUCUGUCAGCGUAUUGGCCCUAUACUGGAUAAAGAAAUUCCACCCUGUAUUUCCAGAGUUACAUCUUUGCUUGGUGCGGGAAGGCAGUCCUUGCUACGUACUGCAAAAGAUUGCCGGGAUACAGUUUGGAAGGGCUCUGCAUUUGCUGCUCUUCAUAGAGGAAGACCACCUGAAAUGCCUGUAAAUUAUGGUUCCCCACCAAACCUUGUGGAGAUAAUUCGUGGAAAACAACUUACAGGAUGUGCCUCAUUUAGCAUGGCAUUUCCAGGAAGUAUGUAUCAACACAUAAAAAUGCACAGGAGGAUUCUGGGACAUCUCUCCGCUGUUUACUGUGUUGCAUUUGAUAGGACAGGGCAUAGAAUCUUUACUGGUUCAGAUGAUUGUUUGGUAAAGAUAUGGUCUACACAUAAUGGCAGAUUGUUGGCCACAUUAAGAGGCCAUUCUGCAGAAAUUUCUGAUAUGGCAGUGAACUAUGAAAAUACUAUGAUUGCUGCAGGAAGUUGUGAUAAAAUAAUUAGAGUGUGGUGCUUGAGAACUUGUGCCCCAGUUGCUGUGCUUCAGGGACACACUGGCUCAAUUACAUCUUUGCAGUUUAGUCCAAAGGCUAAUGGCUCUGAAAGAUACAUGGUGUCUACCGGUGCAGAUGGGACAGUUUGCUUUUGGCAGUGGGACUUAAAUUCCAUGAAAUUCAGUAAUCGUCCUUUGAAAUUCACUGAAAAACCUAGACCAGGGGUUCAAAUGCUUUGUUCGUCUUUUAGUGUUGGUGGCAUGUUCUUAGCAACAGGUAGUACUGAUCAUGUAAUCAGAAUGUAUUUUUUGGGCUUCGAAAUGCCUGAAAAAAUAGCAGAACUCGAAAGUCACACUGACAAAGUCGAUAGCAUCCAGUUUUCUAACAAUGGUGAUCGCUUCUUAAGUGGUAGCAGAGAUGGAACAGCAAGAAUUUGGAAAUUUGAGCAGCCAGAAUGGAAGAGUAUUUUACUGGAUAUGGCAACAAGAUUGUCACGUGACUCGUGUUCAGAAGAAGAGAAAUUUAUGAAACCCAAAGUAACAAUGAUAGCUUGGAACCGAAAUGAUACCCUUGUUGUCACAGCUGUAAAUGACCAUGUACUCAAAGUAUGGAAUUCUCAUACUGGACAGCUACUUCAUAACUUGGUGGGACACACAGAUGAAGUAUUUGUUUUGGAGACACAUCCCUUUGAUUCCAGGAUUAUGCUGUCUGCAGGUCAUGAUGGAAAUAUAUUUAUAUGGGAUAUUACAAAAGGCAUUAAGACAAAGCAUUACUUCAAUAUCAUUGAAGGACAAGGACAUGGAGCUGUAUUUGACUGUAAAUUUUCAUCAGAUGGACAGCAUUUCGCUUGUACAGAUUCUCAUGGACAUCUGCUUAUAUUUGGAUUUGGGUGCAGUAAACCUUAUGAGAAGAUUCCUGAUCAGAUGUUCUUCCAUACUGACUACCGACCACUGAUUCGUGAUUCAAAUAAUUACGUAUUAGAUGAACAGACCCAACAGGCUCCUCAUCUCAUGCCUCCUCCGUUUUUGGUGGAUGUAGAUGGCAAUCCUCACCCAACUAAGUAUCAAAGAUUAGUACCAGGUCGAGAGAACUCUGCAGAUGAACAUUUGGUUCCACAGCUCGGAUAUGUGGCAACAAGUGAUGGAGAGGUCAUUGAACAGAUAAUAAGCCAACAUACCAGUGAUCUGGAUGAGCAAAAUCCAGAAGCCAGGGUUGUUCUUGAUGGAAUGAUAAGACAGUUACAACAACAGCAAGAUCAGAGAAUGGGAGCAAAUCAAGAUGUUUUUCGAAAUGAUCUUCCAGAUGGGGAAGAAACACCAAGAAGAGGUUUCAGAAGACUAAGUUUAGACAUCCAGUCUCCUCCAAAUAUUGGUUUGCGUCGUAGUGGACAAGUGGAAGGUGUUCGUCAGAUGCAUCAGAAUGCUCCACGUAGUCAGAUUGCCACAGAACGUGAUCUGCAAGCUUGGAAACGAAGAGUGGUUGUUCCAGAAGUUCCACUGAGUAUAUUUCGAAAGCUGGAAGAUUAUAGAAUUGGAAAGGGUGAAGAGGAGAAAAAUCUAUAUAUAGCAGAAAGAAAAAAGAAGCCUCUUCAGCUAACCCAAAAGAUGGUCCCAGUGGCCCAGUCCAGACAGAGAAUUUUUAGAUCUAAAUACUCAGAUUAUGAAAAUAAUUUUGGUCACCUUGAGUCAUCAUCUGAGGAAGAAAAUGACUCUCUUAGUUUCAUAAGACAGGACACUUCAACUCCAGAUCAAAGUGAAGAUUCUGGCAGUUCUGAAGAAGAAGAAGAGGAAGAAGAAGAAGAAUGGAAAAGUGAAGAAAAAAGUGAAAGUGACAGUGACAAUUCCAGUGAUUCUUCAGCCAGAUAUUCUGAUUGGAGAGCUGAUGUUGGCAUUAAUCUUCAGCCUCCUUUAAGAACCUCAUCUCGUCGUAGAAUUAUACGGUAUUGCAGUAGCUCAGAAGAUGAAGUAUCUGUUGAGAAGUUAUCUACUCCAAAGAGAAGGCGGAAGAGAAGGAAAAAAUGUAAACCUAAGAAGUCGAAUUUGCAGAGGAUGACUCCAGCUGAGCUUGAAAAUAUAGAACUUUUAUAUGAAUUUCAUCCUCCAGUUUGGAUAACAGAUACUACACUUCGGAAAUCUCCAUUUGUUCCUCAAAUGGGUGAUGAGGUAAUAUAUUUUCGACAAGGUCAUGAAGCUUAUGUUGAGGCAGUCAGGAGAAAUAAUAUUUAUGAGCUGAACCCCAACAAGGAGCCAUGGAAGAAGAUGGAUCUUAGAGAUCAAGAAUUGGUCAAAAUAGUUGGGAUGCGGUAUGAGGUUGGUCCCCCUACACUCUGUUGCCUUAAGCUCGCUUUUAUAGAUCCAGCCACUGGAAAGCUUCUGGACAAGUCCUUCUCUCUUAAAUAUCAUGAUAUGCCAGAUGUUAUUGACUUUCUUGUACUACGUCAGUUUUAUGAUGAAGCACGACAGAGGAACUGGCAAGCUCGUGACAGAUUUCGAUCUAUAAUUGAUGAUGCUUGGUGGUUUGGAACAGUGUUAAGUCAAGAGCCCUUUCAACCACAGUAUCCAGAUAGUCAUUUCCAAUGUUACAAUGUUAAGUGGGACAAUACUGAAAUAGAAAAGCUUAGUCCAUGGGAUAUGGAGCCAAUUCCUGAUAAUGUUGAUCCACCUGAAGAAUUGGGAGCUAGUAUUUCAGUGACUUCAGAUGAACUAGAGAAGUUGUUAUACAAACCCCAGAAUGGUGAAUGGGGUAAAAAGUCCCGGGAUGAAGAAUGUGAAAGAAUAAUCAAUGGCAUUGAUCAGCUUUUGAAUCUUGAUAUAGCUGCAGCUUUUGCAGGUCCAGUUGACCUAUGUACAUACCCAAAGUACUGUACAGUGGUAGCCUAUCCAACAGAUCUUUACACCAUUCGGAUGAGACUUGUCCAUCGAUUUUACAGGAGGAUUUCUGCCCUGGUCUGGGAAGUAAGGUAUAUAGAAUAUAAUGCCAGAACCUUUAAUGAACCUGGAAGUGCUAUUGCAAGAUCAGCUAAGAAGAUCACUGACCAGCUUUUAAAAUUCAUUAACAAUCAAGACUGUACAAAUAUUUCUGAAUUUUGUAAUAUUAGUGAAGAUGAUGAACAAGACUGCACAGAUGCUGAUGAUUUGGAUGAGCAUGAUCUUCCUAAAACUUCUUCUGGAAGAAUACGAGGGCAUCAUUGGAAGAAAAGGAACAGUAAUAAAACGAAAUAUGAUAAAAAUAACUGGCAGAGACAAUGUAAAGAACUAGUGAACUUAAUUUUCCAGUGUGAAGAUUCUGAGCCAUUUAGACAUCCUGUUGAUUUGGUUGAGUAUCCAGACUAUAGAGAUAUUAUAGACACUCCAAUGGACUUUGGAACAGUGAGGGAAACUCUAGAAGCAGGAAAUUAUGACAACCCACUGGAAUUUUGCAAAGAUAUCCGAUUAAUAUUUAGUAAUGCUAAAGCAUACACACCAAACAAAAGGUCAAAGAUAUACAGUAUGACUCUUAGAUUAUCUGCACUAUUUGAGGAAAAAAUAAGGAGAAUUUCCUCUGAUUUUAAAAUUGGGCAAAAAUACAAUGAAAAAUUACGAAGAAGUCAGAGGUGUAAGAGAAGGCAAAGUUCCACAUGUGGCUAUCAAUCUAGCAAAUUCAGAAAUGUGAAAUGGAAACAAUUGAAAUCCCAGGAAAAAGUCAUACCUGACUUGGAAGGUUCUCCUGCUCAGUCUACCUCAAAUAGUGCAGCUUGGUCUUCAAGCCAGAAGACAACAGUUAGCUUCUCUGCCAAUAUUACUUCUGGUGAUUCAUCUGAUUCUGCAGCAUCAUCUGAAAAAAUUGGAAGGACUAGACCCAUAACUCUAGCAAACUCUACAAUAUUAACUGCUUCCAGUAGUUCAGAGGAAAGUAGAGAGAACUCUGAAUCUCCCGAGCCCUUAUUACGUAAUGGCAUUUCCAGAAGCAGAAACUUCAUUGUGACUAGAAAUAGAACUUCUCAAAGAAAAAAUGGUUCUGUCUUUUUAGAAAAUGGUUGUGGUAGAAAAGCUAUACGCAAAAGGGUCUACUUGAGUGAUUCUGAUAAUUCAGUACCGACUAGUAAAACAAUCAAAGACAAAGCUGGAAGUAACCGAAAAAUCCCACGAAAGUGUGCUGCUGUGGCUGCUAAUAAGAUUAAGCUAAUGAGUGAUGUAGAAGAAGAUUUUAGCUCAGGAAGUAUUUGCUCUGCUAGCAAAAUCAGCAGGAAACUGCCUCACCGAAAUGCCUCUGCUGCAGCUAAAAAAAAGUUAUUAUAUAACUCUGAGGAUGAUCAAAGUUUAAAGACAGGAAGUGAAAAAGAACUAAAAAAACAAAAUCAGCCAGCAUCAGGGGUAUGUUCUGGUGCUGCUAGAAAAACUGUCAGUGAAUCUGAAAAUGGAAGUUCUGAGUCUGAAAGUGAUUUAAUGGUGUCGCAAAAGAAUUGGCAUGCUAAUGGUUAUAAAGCCCGUACUGGAGCAGGUUUUACAACAAAAUUUCCCGUGAUAGAAUCUUCUGAGGAAGAUUCAGAAGGCUAUAAUUCAGAGAAUGGCAGUAAGAAAGCUUGCCCAUCAACUUCAGCUGAGAAAUCUAAGGCCAGAAAGAGUUGUAAGGAGGAUGCAGAUUCUGAGCCAAGUGAAUGGAGUGGUAAAAAACGCAAGAAAACUUGCUGGAAGAGUGCUACUGUAUUUAGGAAAGCAAAAGUCCUAAGUGAUUCAGAGGACUCUGAUGAAGGUGAAAAGAGUGAAGAAGAAGCUGGAAGACAUUGUGAAACAGCAGAAACAACUUUGAAUUCAGGGCAUUUGGAGGAUGAGCCUCUCGCUGUUUCCAAGCAUUAUUUGAAACAUGAAUCUGAAACAGAUUUGGAUUCCGACCAUAGUUAUGACAAUACAGAACCAAAUAAAAGGACAAAAGAUAUUAUGAAAGAUGCUGUAUCUCAAGAAAAUGGACAGAAUGGAAAAGCUUCUAAGAAAAGGAUAUGCUCCAGUGAGUCAGACAGCAAUUCAGAAGUAGUUAAAUCAUUAAAAGGCAAAAUUGGUUUCCGAAGGAUUCCACGGAGAAGUGCUGCAAUGGCUGCCAAUAAAAUAAGGUUAAUGAGUGAUGAAGAAGAUUUUAAUUCAGAAAAUGUGUGCACUAGAAGCAAUGGGUACAGGAAAAAGACCCUUAAUUGUGCUUCUACUAAAUCUAAGAAUGCAUCAUAUGAUUCUGAGGGAAAUACAAGUUUAAAGAGUGAGACAGUGUUAAAUGAACAAAGUACCUCUGAAGAUCAACUACUUGACACUGGUUCUGAUAGUAGCAGGAAAAAUGUUAGUGAGUCUAUAAAUGGAGACUUAGAUUCAGGAAGUAAUCAGAAACGGCACACCAAUUGUCUCAAGUCUACUAGUGCUGCACCUCAUACAACGAAAAAUUCCCUGAUUGAAUCUUCAAGUGAGGAUUCAAAAAGCCAUAAUCCAGAAGAUGAUAAUAGGAGGAAAGUUCCUUACCGGUCAGCUUUGGUGCAGGGAUCUACUUCAGAGAAUAAUGUUGAAGACAAAAUGAGUUCUGGGGUAGGAAAAUGGACAGGUAGAAGAACCAGAAGGAAAACGCGUCAAAAGAUUCCUUUCAGAAAGGCAGAGGUUCAUCACGAGCAAGACACAACAGAAUCUGAAAAGGGGAGGAAAAGAAAAUGUUCUGAAUCAAAAAUUUUGGAAGGUUCUGAAAUAGCAGCUAGUUCAAAGACUAAUCCCAAAUGUGAUUCAAAUCAGGAAACAGAAACUGAUUCGGAUACUGCUUAUAGUGAUAACAUAAAAACAAAAAAGAGAAAAAGGAAUAGAAAAGCAAAUGUUGUUCGAAGAGGUGGUAAUACUUUUAAAGGUAACGUAUCUAAACCAAUGAGAUUACCAAGAAAAAGCAAACGACCAAGGUUAAGGUUGGAUGAUAAUGACUGGGAGGAUUUGGACUACGCAAAAACUAGAAAAGCUCCACGACGUUCAAAAAUAAGAACAAGAAAUCAGGGUAGAAGAACUGUAAGAUAUAAUUAUGGGGAUGAUGAUAGAGUUUUAGAUAUAGAAAAUGUUUUUGAUACAGGUGAUUGCACCUUAUGACCUUGAGGGAAAACCAGUUCAUUUUUUAGAGGAAUUGAGCUGGAAUUUGUGGUGAAUAUUGGCUGUUCCAGUGAUUUUUUUUUUGGUUCUAUAAUUCAGGGAAUAUAUUUAUAUUUUUCUAUGAAAAAGUUAUGAAUGUGACUAAAUCAUGACUGUCCUUUUCCUUAUUUUUCCUUGCUUAGGUAGCAGCAUUUAGCACAGGUGCCAAAAUAAGCUUCAUUUUGGGGCAGCUCUCAAUUUUGACUCUAUGUGACUACAUAUAGCAAGAGUUUAAAAUCUGUUUUGUCUAUAAACACUAGACAGCUGGCUAGUAUUAAAUGGUUGAUCAUUAUUUUCAAAGUAGCAAGUUAAUACUUUUCAUAGUUACUACUUUAUUAAAUUCUUAAGUAAGUCAUAGUUUCUAUUCUCCUUUGUAUAAUAUCAUUUCAUGUGAAGGUUUACAGAUAACUCAUAACAAGAGCAUACUGACAUUAACAUCAUGGGAAGAGGAACUCUUUACUAGGUAGACAGAUAAUUAACCAUUUUGUUUUGGUUCCCAUUAAAAACUUAUUGCCACCCACAGUUCAAUACAGAAUAUCAGUUCCAUUAAUUUUACUGGCUUCCAUUUUCCUUUUUGAAUGGU